This is a messenger RNA of Ornithorhynchus anatinus (platypus), 1754 nucleotides long. It is a transcript of the gene ZPLD1, whose product is annotated as zona pellucida like domain containing 1. The transcript is spliced from 10 exons. The record is from RefSeq and is a predicted model, not a curated record. The coding region runs from base 5 to 1252 and encodes 415 amino acids. Gene Ontology annotation, cellular component: cell surface. Lineage: Eukaryota; Metazoa; Chordata; Mammalia; Monotremata; Ornithorhynchidae.
UGCAAUGGAACAAAUAUGGCUGCUGUUUCUGCUGAUAACCAAGGUGCUUUCUGGGACUGCCCAGUUCAACGGAUAUAACUGUGAUGCCAAUCUCCAUAGCAGAUUUCCUGCUGAAAGAGAUAUCAGUGUCUACUGCGGUGUGCAAGCCAUCACAAUGAAGAUUAAUUUUUGCACAGUUCUCUUUUCGGGUUAUUCUGAAACAGAUUUGGCGCUGAAUGGAAAACACGGGGAUUCCCACUGCAGGGGAUUUAUAAAUAACAAUACCUUUCCGGCCGUGGUCAUAUUUAUCAUCAAUCUCAGCACCUUGGAGGGCUGUGGAAACAACUUAGUGGUUUCUUCAGUUCCAGGACUCAGUGCCUAUGGAAACACAACAACAGUACAAAUAGGCAACAUUUCGGGAUAUAUUGACACCCCAGACCCACCUGCGAUCAUCAGCUACUUGCCUGGGCUUCUGUACAAAUUUAGCUGCAGCUAUCCAUUGGAAUACCUGGUCAACAAUACCCAGCUUGCUUCGUCUUCAGCGGCUAUAUCUGUGAGAGAGAACAACGGUACAUUUGUCAGUACUUUGAAUCUCCUGCUCUACAAUGAUUCAACCUACAGUCAGCAACUGAUUAUCCCCAGCACAGGAUUACCUUUGAAAACCAAAAUCUUUGCGGCAGUGAGAGCCACCAACUUGGAUGGCAGAUGGAAUGUGUUGAUGGAUUACUGUUACACCACCCCAUCCGGAAACCCCAACGAUGACAUCCGCUAUGACCUCUUCUUUAGCUGCAACAAGGACCCUCAGACGACCAUCAUCGAGAAUGGCAAGAGUCAACUAGGACGGUUUUCUUUCGAAGUCUUCCGCUUUGUGAAGCACAAAAACCAGAAAAUGUCCACCGUCUUCCUGCAUUGCGUGACCAAGCUUUGUCGAGCAGAUGACUGCCCCUUGCUCACUCCUAUCUGCAGUCACCGAGAAAGGAGAGAUGCGGUUAGGAAAACCACGUGGAGUCCCCAGAGUUCUUCGGGAAGUGCUGUCAUCUCUGCCGGACCCAUCAUCACUCGCAGUGAUGAGACACCCACCAACAAUUCACAGCUUGGCUCUGCAAACGGACCUCCUUUCCAACUGAAUCCUUUGACCAGUGCUCUGAUAUCAGGAAUAGUUAUUUUGGGAGUCCUGAGCUUUUCCCUUUUCAUUUACUCCCUGGCUCUCUUGCACAGGAAGGAUCCCACCAGGUUUGUGUUGGACGGUAUAAGAAACCCAGUUUUCGACUAACUGCCACGGUUACCUUGAGGUCUGGAGAUUGCCUUGCUUGUCCAUGACAUGAGCGCUUCCACGCCAAGGCAGGGUUCGGUCGGAAUCGAAUGUCCACUCUUUGAAUCUGUAGUCUAGCUAGGCUUUGUUCAUUUAGACGGUAAUGGUGGUGCCAAGUUAGGCUGUUGCUAGUGGCAUGUGCGCUUGUGGAAUCAGACCUCUCUUCAUCCAUCGCACUGAGGCGUUCUUCAGUGAGUCGAAGCAGCAGGACCUGAAUUGGAUGGGAUCCUCACAGUUCUGACACCUUUCUAUUUUUGAGAUCUAUUUUGGGUGGAGAGCUGGGAAGUAUACCUACAUCUGAGGAAGGGAGUCUGAUACCUCUGUUUUCCUCAGAAUGAAAAUUGUAAAAAUGGCCCAAAGCAUCCCACUGGGGUUUGCUUCUAUAUUCUUAAUGUUUGGGGUUCCUUAUAUCAAUCUAGGGUAUUUGAGUGCUUGCUCUGUGAAGAGCACUAUACUGAGCACU